This is a messenger RNA of Phyllotreta striolata, 249 nucleotides long. The record is from the annotation of a GenBank genome assembly. Lineage: Eukaryota; Metazoa; Arthropoda; Insecta; Coleoptera; Chrysomelidae.
AUGCCUAUAUCUCGUGCAGGCGAGGCGAGGCGGAUCGUUAUUCCCAGUUGGUACCGUCAGGUAAACGUUGAUAGGAGAGUACCGCUCCGGCGAUUGAGGUGUUUUGAAAUCUGUGACGGUUGUUUCGUUUGGCGCGUGCUGGUACUAGUGGUACUACCCCGGGUCGUGUUGUUGACUAGUUUUGCGCGAAUUGGUGGUACCGAGUUGAAUUUGAAUAGUGGAAACGGAACGGAAUUUCUGGCGGCGUAG